Molecule: messenger RNA, 2094 nt
Organism: Actinia tenebrosa (Australian red waratah sea anemone)
Lineage: Eukaryota; Metazoa; Cnidaria; Anthozoa; Actiniaria; Actiniidae
Product: tryptophan 2,3-dioxygenase
Molecular function (GO): L-tryptophan 2,3-dioxygenase activity; heme binding; metal ion binding
Source: RefSeq, a predicted model, not a curated record
AGUUGAUAGUAGUUACUAAGGAUCUCGCUUGACAUCGCGUGACAUACUUAUACAUACUUGAGUCAAGUGCCACGUGCUGCACGACCAGACUUCCAUUGGAACUCGUUUGAUUCAUGACUAAUGUAAAGAGGCUUUUAAUCUAUCAUCAACGAUUGAAAUUACAAAAACAAGAAAACAAACUCUUACAGUUGUAAGAGACUGCGAGCAGAACUUGGCCGAGCCCGAUCGAGGUAACUGGUGAUACGAAGUAGUGAAAAUGAGCUGUCCUUUUGCUAGUUCUAGUGAUUCCGGCAUUGAUCAAGGCAAUAAUUAUGACGAACGACUCAACUACACAGAUUAUCUACAGCUUGAUAAGCUGCUUGACUGUCAGAAACUGAUGAGCGAGGAGAAAGGAUCUCACAGGGCGUCUGACGAACUGUUGUUUAUCGUUACUCACCAAGCAUAUGAACUCUGGUUCAAGGAAAUCAUCUUUGAGAUUGAUUCCAUUCGGGAACUGUUCCUCACUGAGGCGGGGGUGUUGAACGAAGAAAAGACGCUUAUGGUCAUCUCAUUGUUGAAGCGAAUCGUGGCAAUCUUAAAGCUUUUAGGAGAGCAGUUCCAGUGUCURGAAACAAUGACGCCCUUUGGUUUCAUGGAGUUCAGGGAUUAUAUCUCUCCCGCUUCAGGAUUCCAAAGCGCUCAAUUCAGAGUUAUUGAGAACAAGUUAGGCGUAUUAAGGGCGAGCAUGAGAAAAGACAGCCAGGAAUGCUGUAAAGCUUUAAGAACAGGAAAAGACCAAACAGACUACGUCAAGUCUGAAGAGUCGCCAUCUUUGCUGGAAGUUGUUGAGAAAUGGUUGUCUCGCACGCCAGGACUGGAGGAAGAUGGCUUUAAUUUCUGGGGAAAGUUUAAAGCAAGCGUUUACAGGUGGCUGGACAGUCUGAAGAUGCAAGCUUUGGCACAAAAGAACGAAUUUCUCAAAGCCGACAUGCUCAAGAACUUUAAAUCUACUACAGACACAUUUGAGUCAAUCUUUAAUGAAGAAAGACAUAACCAGUUGGUCACAAGAGGCGAGAGAAGAUUUUGUUAUAAAGCUUUUCAAGGAGCAAUGAUGAUCUACUUUUAUCGUGAUCAGCCUCGCUUCCACCAGCCAUUUCAGAUCCUACAGCUUCUCAUUGACAUUGAUUCUCUGAUUAUCAAGUGGCGAUACAACCAUUUGAUGUUAGUCCAGCGCACAAUCGGAACCAAAGCUGGUACUGGCGGCAGCUCAGGAUAUCAGUAUCUCAGAUCAACAAUCAGUGACCGGUACAAAGUGUUUAUUGACCUUUUCCAUUUGUCCAACUUCUUGGUUCCUCGUGAAUAUAUACCGCACCUCACCCGAGACAUGAAGACCGUUCUUCGUCAGGUCCAUAACCACGGCGAGAGUGACAGCGCUCAUUAUAGCGACAGUGAAAACGAAGAGCUCGGUUUGACAGGUCUUGCUUGACAGUGCAAACAUCUCCUCUGAGAAAGGGAAAAGUCGUGUGGAAAAUGCUGAAGUUGGGUCAAAAACAUAGCUGUACUCGACAGCAAUCUUAUCUUGCUUCUUAUAGAUGACAUUGAUAACCUUUAACUUUAAAAAUAAUCUAAUUGAUGGGUCCCCUGUACUGCUACUCUCCCCUCCCCUCCAUCUGAGAGGACAAUACAACAAUGCACAAGGACACGAGUAAAAUUAGUCCUACAAAAGCUAGUAAAUACAUUGCCGAAAGAUCAACUUAGCAUAAGUGAACCUGUCAUUAUUAAUCGCCUGGUUUUUAGACAACUGGAUUGGAGAUUGCCUAAAAAUCCCGGGGAGGGGGGGGGGGGUACUAUCACCGCAACUUGGGUAGGGGUGUGCCGUCAGGACCUCAAAACCCUGACCCUAUCCCAGACCUAAAAUUUUGAUUUUACAUACCAUUCCCCAGACUAAAACUAAGAAUUGAACACCCUAUCCUAGACUAAAAGACGGUUAUUCAAUAGAUUGCAAUUAAUAUUUACUAGCGUUUUUGUUUUUGUGACGGCAGAAAGCGUAGCCUAUUCGCCAAGCAAAAACGACCAAAUCGUUAACCCUAUCCCAGACUAAAACGACCAAAUCGU